AGUGAACUUCAAGUCCCAGAAAGCCUUACACCUAAAUGAGUGAGGUUGGUUGUGACGACCUUGGAUAUCGACUGCACUGCAAGCAUGGAGAAUAAAGAGCCCAACCGCCUCCUGACACACCUGCGGGACCUUGCUGGUCGUAUGUCUGGCGCGGGGGGCAAGGGAGCAGGGAUGGGUCUCAAGCUGCUCAUUGGGGCUGGAGCUCUGGCCUAUGGCGUCAAAGAGGCUACAUUCACAGUGGAUGGAGGUCAGAGAGCGAUCAUCUUCAACAGAAUCGGGGGGAUGCAGAUGGACACAGUGCUGGCUGAGGGACUGCACUUCAGGUUACCAUGGAUCCAGUACCCAAUCAUCUAUGACAUCAGAGCCAGGCCCAGGAAGAUCGCUUCACUAACUGGAAGCAAAGAUCUGCAGAUGAUAAACAUUGGGCUGCGUGUGCUGUCCCGUCCUGUGGCUGCCAACCUGCCCGCCAUGUACCAGCAGCUGGGGAAGGACUAUGAUGAGAGAGUACUACCCUCCAUCGUCAACGAGGUGCUGAAGAGCGUGGUGGCCAAGUUCAAUGCCUCGCAGCUCAUCACUCAGAGAGCACAGGUGUCCUUGUUGAUUCGACGGGAUCUGUUUGAGAGAGCCAAAGACUUCAACAUCAUCCUGGACGAUGUGGCCAUCACAGAGCUGAGCUUCAGCAGGGAGUACACUGCUGCUGUAGAGGCCAAACAAGUUGCCCAACAGGAGGCCCAGAGAGCCCAGUUCUAUGUGGAGAAAGCCAAACAGGACCAGAGACACAAGAUUAUUCAGGCGGAGGGAGAGGCGGAGGCUGCCAAGAUGUUGGGACAAGCAGUGACAAAGAAUCCUGGAUAUCUGAAGCUUCGACGAAUCAGAGCUGCCCAGGCCAUUGCUAAGACUGUGGCAACGUCCCAGAACAAGGUGUACCUUUCUGCAGACAACCUGGUCCUCAACCUUCAAGACGACUCUUUUAACAAUCUGUCUCUGGGGAAGAAGUAGGCUUUUGAGAAGCCUCUAGCGUUCCACCUGUCUGAGGCUACCUCUACAGCUAAGACCUGUGUCGGUCUCUCUCUGUCCACCUGCCUAUAUCUCUGAUUGUAUCCAAGUGGCUUACCAACUCGCUGAUGAAGACUGUAAAGCAUUGGAUUGCUCUGGACAGUAAACCUAUGGGGACUAGUGCUGUGUAUCUGACAUGGCUAGAUUCAGAUGGAACCCGCAUGGAUGAUAUCUUUAAUGGGAUUUAGAAUCAAUAGUGUUUUGUGGAAUCAAACCAAAUGGCACUAGCAUAUAGCAACGUAAUCAGCUGCUCCGUUAUCAAUAAGCUGUGCAGAUGAUGCCGUAAUGAUAUAGGUAACAACCCUACUUGUUCUGUCUGGCCCUAGAUCUGUUUGUGUACAUGUGUUUUUUGAGGACAGCAGGACUAGACUCUUUAAUUCUGAUCUUUAUUUUUUACUAAUUGGUCUUUUGAUCAAUCUGAUCAGCUCUGAAGCAGAUCUGGUGUGAUUGGUCAAAAGACCAAUUAGUGGGAAAAGAUAUCAGAAUUGGGCUGCCUGUCUAAACGUAGCCUUGGUGCAUCGGAUGUGUACUUGGUCAAGUGUAAGCAUGGACAAAGACUGAACUGGAACGGUGUACGGUUGUUUGUUAUUUAAAGCUGUGCUUGUGUAAUUAAUGAUGACUUAGGUCUUCUCUUUUCUAUGUAACUACUGUUGUUAACUGCUGGGCCUAGCUGCCCUGUGUCGUUGUGUUGUUCAAUGAUGACCAUGUUCUCCGAUACACCUCUGCUGGGGAACAGCACUACUCCUCGUGGCGAUCAAAGGUGUGCAAAAAAUAUUCCAUCCACUAGUUUGGAGCUGACAGAAAGGCUUUGUUCUUCCAAGUGUUAUUACAUUGUUCACCUAGAGGGGAUUGAAACAUGACUGAAAAUAAUGGUGGACAGCACAAUAAAUAUGCUUUAUUUCAACAUC
Messenger RNA from Coregonus clupeaformis (lake whitefish), 1964 nucleotides. Its product is annotated as prohibitin-2-like. Gene Ontology annotation, biological process: mitochondrion organization. NCBI's taxonomy places the organism in Eukaryota, Metazoa, Chordata, Actinopteri, Salmoniformes, Salmonidae. The transcript is spliced from 10 exons. Gene Ontology annotation, cellular component: membrane; mitochondrion. The coding region runs from base 85 to 999 and encodes 304 amino acids. The record is from RefSeq and is a predicted model, not a curated record.